AUCCCCAAAUAAAAGUACCCCCCCUUCUUUAUUUUGGUACCUCAACAAAUAAUGUUACAACUGUUAAACCACCACAUGCGCUAGAAUCAUAAAAAAGUAUCUAGUCAUUAAGACCUUUUUAAGGCCUGGUGAUUAAAAGGUUAACCAAUGAACGCUCUAUCGCUAGUAAGGACAGUGCUUAGCGGUUAUUGUGGGGCGCAGGUCACACAGCAAUAACUUGUCACUGUGGGGCAGGAGGCAGUAAAAACCAAUCAGCGCCCUCCUUGGCAGUGAAUGUCUAUUACGCUGCACAAUUUUAGGGUCAAUUAUUAGGAAAAAAUGCUCAUAGGAACGCCCAUUCCUGAUCACUGGCCCGUAGAAGGGCCCAUUCACACGACUGUAUAUUUGUGUCCACAUCUGUUCUGGUCUUACAAUUGCGGACAAGAAUUGGCAUUUCUAUCAGUUGCUAGCCGUGACCGUUCCGCAAAAUGCACGCCUAAUCAGAACUGAAUGCGGGAGGAACAGUAGUAGCGAUCAUUCCUCCCUGUAAAAGGCCGAUGCAAACGAACACAGACUUUUUUUGCUCCCCCCUUGAAAUACAGCAACAUGACCCCCAGAUUUAAAAAAAGUGUGUGUGUGUGUGUGUAUAUAUAUAUAACUAAGGCUGUGCACCCCUGCUCCAGGCGUGGAGAAGGGCAUUUAUCGGUAUGUCUAAGGCCAUAUGCCAGGGCCUAUUUUCUAUGCAGGGGAGGAAGGGGUUAACUGUCCCCUUUCACCUCAGUUCCUGUCAGUGUUACCAUUGCGUUUCCCACAGCAAGCCUUUAGCUAAUGUCACACGGUGGGCUCUGCUACAUAACGGCAGCCAGUGUGGGUCAGCCCUCGGCAUGUCAUCCGCUGCCCUGGGCUGAGGUAACCAGGCGCUGAGCCCGGGCCGCGCAUGCACGUCGCCAGAGCAGCCCCGCGCGCCGCCUGGAAGAGGAGGAGGAUUAGGAGGAAGACGAGCCCCGGUCGCCCCUCUCCCAUGCUGCUAUCACCACAGCCGCCGCCGCUGUUGUUGUUGUUGUCGUCCCCGCAGCAGCUCUCGCCCUGUCCGGCCGGUCAGCUUCCCCGUUUCUUCUCUGUGGCCGGAGCACACACCCAUAGAGCUGCCAGUGCCCGGCGAGCGGGUGAUGGGGGGGAGGGAGGGUUUGGGGUGAUUACCGGGGACAUGCGUGUGGCAUGUAGCGCGUUCCUACAGCCAGGUGAGCGCUCAGGCGGCGGAGUGAACUACCCGGAACCCCGCGCGCACAGGCAAGGCGUGCUUCCCGGAGCAAUCCCCAGUCUGGCACUUGUCCCCGCCCCCGUCCGGGCUCUGGAAGGGGCGGGUGUUUGGAGACUAGACUUGCUUUGACGGCGAUGACGCUGCCCCCUGCGUCCCACAUAAAGAAGUAGGCAGGAGGGGAGCCGGACAGUCGGGGAAACUUCUGCGCUCACACUUCGGGAUCCCGUACUACAGGAGACGAGCGGCCGGGAGAACAUGUCCUGCCCCGGGGCUGGCUGAUCCUCCUCCUCCAGGAACCGACUUUGGGCAUUAUUUUCGGUCUGGAGAGUCUUCUGCAGCUUGUUGUGGAUUUAUUUAUUAUUUUUUUUAUUACUUUUUGCUUCUACUUGGAAAUUUUUGUUUUCGGACCCCAUGAUCCCCAGGACUCAACGAAGUUCUUGCGCAGGACAAGCAGAUUGUAUCUAAUCUGGCUUUUUCGAGGACUGCUUUGCAUUGAUUCAGGAGCACGAAGCUUUGUCAUGGAUCUGAGGCCUACUGUUCUAUUUCUAUUCUGGACUUCCCUAUCGUUACAACUGAAAGACUUGGCCGGACAUAAGGUCUAUACAAACACAUGGGCAGUCCACGUACCAGGCGGUCCUGCAGUGGCUGAUCGAAUAUCCAAAAAAUAUGGCUUCAUUAACCACGGCCAGAUCUUUGAGGAUUAUUAUCAUUUUCAUCAUCGGGCUGUGGUGAAGAGAUCUUUAACACCUCACAGAACCAGACAUUUCAUGCUAAACAGAGAUCCUCAGGUGCACUGGGCAGAACAGCAGGUGGCAAAGAAAAGAAGGAAAAGAGAUAUUUUUACAGAACCAACAGACCCAAAAUUUCCACUGCAGUGGUAUUUGUAUGAUGCAAGCCGUCAUGAUUUGCAUGUGAACGAAGCUUGGGCUCAGGGUUACACUGGUAAAGGCAUUGUGGUCUCCAUCCUGGAUGAUGGUAUUGAAAAGAACCACCCAGACUUGCAAGGAAAUUAUGAUCCAGCUGCCAGCUAUGAUGUCAAUGACCAGGAUCCGGAUCCCCAACCUCGAUAUACGCAGCUCAAUGAUAAUAGGCAUGGAACCCGCUGUGCAGGAGAAGUAGCUGCUGUGGCAAAUAACGGGAUAUGUGGUGUUGGAAUAGCUUAUAAUGCCAAGAUUGGUGGUGUUCGGAUGCUGGACGGCGAAGUAACAGAUGCAGUUGAAGCAAGAUCACUAGGGCUAAGCCCCAACCACAUUCACAUCUACAGCGCCAGUUGGGGACCAGAAGAUGAUGGAAAAACUGUAGAUGGCCCAGCCCAUCUUGCCGAAGAGGCCUUCUUCAGAGGUGUGAACCAGGGUCGUAAUGGUUUGGGCUCUAUAUACGUAUGGGCAUCUGGGAACGGCGGGAGAGAACACGACAGCUGCAAUUGCGAUGGCUACACAAACAGCAUCUAUACAUUGUCCAUUAGCAGCACCACCCAGCUGGGCAAUGUGCCGUGGUACAGCGAGGCCUGCUCCUCUACACUGGCAACCACGUACAGCAGCGGCAACCAGAAUGAAAAGCAGAUUGUAACAACUGAUUUAAGGCAGAAAUGUACCGACACUCAUACUGGAACAUCUGCGUCCGCCCCUCUGGCUGCUGGAAUCAUUGCUCUAGCUCUGGAAGCAAAUAAUAAUCUCACAUGGAGAGAUAUGCAACAUCUAGUGGUGCGGACCUCAAAUCCAGCGCAUCUCAACACGAAUGACUGGAUCACAAAUGGAGUUGGUCGGAAAGUCAGCCAUUCUUACGGCUAUGGUCUACUGGAUGCUGGCGCCAUGGUUGCUCUGGCUAAGAACUGGACCACCGUGGGACCCCAGAGAAAAUGUGUUAUUAACAUUCUCACAGAAUCUAAGGACAUAGGGAAGCGAUUGGAGGUCAGGCGAAAAGUGGAACCCUGCAACGGGAUGUCCAAUUACAUCAGCACCUUGGAGCAUGUUCAAGCCAGGCUAACAUUGUCCUACAAUCGCAGAGGAGACCUCGCCAUUUAUCUGACAAGUCCUAUGGGCACCCGUUCCAGUCUGCUGGCACCUAGGCCUCACGAUUAUUCUGGCGAUGGAUUUAAUGACUGGGCUUUUAUGACCACACAUUCUUGGGAUGAGGACCCUGCAGGAGAGUGGGUACUAGAGAUUGAAAACGCAAGUGGAAACAAUAACUAUGGAACCUUGACGCAGUUUAUGUUGGUAUUGUACGGUACCGCCUCUGAUCCGCCAAGCAUUUCCAACCAAGUUGACGGUGGUGGGUGUAGAACCGUUGCCUCGGGCCAGUCCUGUGUCGUUUGUGAAGAAGGCUUCUACCUGCAUCAGAAGACCUGUGUGAAGUCUUGUCCACCUGGCUACACUGGCAGCGUCCAAAGUAUCCAAUACACACUGGAGAACAGCAUAGAGCCACUACUGGCCAAUGUUUGUGUGGCAUGCCAUCCUUCCUGCUCCACCUGCAAAGGCACUAGUCUAAAUGACUGUCUUACUUGUCCUGCACACUCACACUACAAUGUGCUGGACUUCUCCUGUUCACACCAGGCUCAGAUUAGCAGAGAAUCUCCACCAUUGAAAGAGGUGGUUGAAGAAGCUGUUGCCGUGACCUCAAACUUACCAAUAAUUGUGGCCAGCCUUAGCUGUGUCAUGAUUGUCGUCAUGUUUGUCUCAGUCUUUUUGUUCCUUCAAGUGCGCUCUGGGGUUAUCCUGGGCAAGAAGAAAUUGUAUAUGUUGGACAGUGGGAUAAUCUCUUACAAAGGGAUCCCGUCAGACAUGUGGCAUGAAGAAGGAUUCUCGGAGUCUGAAAUAGAGGAGUUUGAUCCUCACAAUGAGAGAACUGCUUUUAUAAAGCAACAGAGUGCCCUUUGACAGUUGUGACAUCAGCCCAAAACGUCAUGAUACAGACUCAAUUUAGGUUUGCUUUCAACACUGGACCCGUCUUUGUAGGUACUGAGGUAACCAUCAACAUUAUGAUGAGGAUUAUUCCAUCCAGUGCUCUGGCGAAAGUCCAGGAAAUGCCUAAAGUUUAAUUUUCUCAAGCAUUUUUUUUUCCCCAUCUAUCUUCCUCCUUUUGUCUACUCAUCUUUGUGUGGGUUUGUAUCAUUUUUUUUUUUUAUUCUCAUUUCCCAGGAUGAUCUUUUUAAACAUACAGUGCCUAUGAAAUGUCCAUACUAGUUUCUGUAGAUUUCCUUACUUGACUUUGAAGCAGGUACCAUGAACCCUUUCAGUGCCAGAAUGAGGACCUAUUCUUCAAUAAUGCAAUGGUAGUUGUGAUUUAUUCCCAGCAAGUAAGUACAAUGCGAGAGGUAUUGUGGAAGCGCAGAAAAUGAAUAGCCUGGCUGACAGGAACCUCCUUGUAGGUUGUAAAGCAUUUUACAACAAUUCAGUGGAAAGCAGUACAUCAAAGUCUCCGUUCUGGAUUGGUAAUCUAUGUAGAGAAGCAAGGUCAUGUCUCAUACACUAAUAGGAUCGUCUGCCUGGGCUUGGCAGAGGGAUAUCCCAGUCAACACGCUGCAGAAUGUUAAUAUGCUACAGAGAGUAGCUUGCAUUGCUGCCGUUUCUAGGACGAACAUAUAGUCGCACUUUAGGGGAGCACGCAAUUAUAGGAUGUCUGCAUUUUGUAAUAGUGAAAAUAAGGUUUAGUAACAAUGUCUAUAGGUUAGACUCGAAGAAAGGCCUGCAGCACAGUUCAGUACUGUGGACCAUGGGAGAAAUAUUGGGUGCUUUGCUUGUUUUUCAGCUCUUCAUGGUCACACGGGUUAUGUGUAGGCUUCCUGCAGUUUGGUGAGGAUUUGUUAUUGCCACCCACCCUGGCACCACUGAUUUCCAUCACAGACUGAGGGGGACCACACAGUAUAGAUACAUAUGUAGGCUCUAGUAUAGAGAAUAUUUUCCAAAACGUCUUAGUAAUGACAAAAGGAUGAUAAUUGCUGCUUAGACUGUUCACCAAAUGUCUUCUCCAUUGUGAGAAAUGCUGCUAUAUCUUUCGAGGAGGUGGAGAAAGCCAGAGUAGGAAAUACCAAAUCAGACCUCUGUAAUCUCCUGAAUCCCAUGCAUAGUCUAUUCCAAAUCUAUGAUUUUUUUUUUUUUUCUCUUUUCUCUUUUCUCUUUUCUUUUUUCUUUUUAUUGCUGUAGAGCAGGGGUCAGCAACAUCUGGCACCCCAGCUGUUGUGAAACUCAAACUCUCAACUUACUCAAUACCCUUAUGUGAGAACUACUAAAACAGCUGAGCAAGUGUGCAUGCUGGGGGUGGUGGUUUCAUAACAGCUGGGGUGCUGGAGGUUGCUGAUACUUGCUGUAGGAUGAUUAAAAUGUAAUGGAUUUGAUUGUGUUCAUUGUAUGUCAGUAAUGUAAAAGGGAGGUAAACUGCGUUUGUGUAGAUUUUUCAGUGUGUGUUUUAGUUGUGUUUUUUGAGAUAGGAUGUUCUUUGACUUUUAGUCUCUUGUUCUACAUACAUUCCAGAUUUAUGCCUUGUAAAUUGUGUGGUUGAAGGCUCUACUAAUCAUUAACCGUAUGGAACCAUCUACAGUAGACUUGGGAUGUGUUCACGUGUGUCAGAUCUAACAUUGAAUUUGGCUGGGAUUCUGUGUCAAUAUGUCAGUCAAAUCAAGCAGCAGUUCGCAUCCCAUGUAUGUGCGUGGGGUUUCCGCAACUCUGCUCGCAUGCUAUGGAAAUUUUCUGGGCAAAAAAAAAUCUCCCAUGAAAAUAAGUAGCAUAAUGAAAAUGCCAUUAAUAACAGUGGGGCUAAUCUUCAUGUUGUUGCAAACUAGUAGCACAUCCUUGGCCGAAACCGAUGUGUAAACCUUGGCUCUUAUAAUAAGAUACAUGUUGAAUCUGCAGUAUGCAAAACUGAUACAUGUGAACAUACCCUUACUAUUUAAACUUUUAAAUUUGCAUUCUAGAUUUGCUUGUGUGUUUUUUUUUUUUGUUUUUUUUUUUUGUUUUUUUUAAUGUAUGGAAACAUCCUAAGAGUUAUACCAUUGGUACUGCUGGUCACUUCAAGAUUGAAGCAAUCCCAUCAAUUCUAUAGACCCGAAGCAUUCUGACUAAGUUAUACUAUAUUAAAAAUGCACAUACAGUAUCAACACUAGACCAGUUAAGUGCAUAGAUCAGUGCUUCUAUUUUGGUGCCAUUGUUGGCAUAUAGUUUGCAGAAAGCACCAGAGCAAUAAGCUCCAUCUUUAGAGCAUUUUCUUCUGUAAUGAGCACAGGCAGUAUAAUAUAAUUACAUUAAUAAUAUAGCAUUCACACUUGUAAAGGAAGCAAUUCCAUAAUAACAUACUGCUAGGAAAAUUAAUAUCUAUAAUAUUUCCUACUCUAAUCUUCAAAGAGAAGUGUGGCAACCAAAACAGGUGCUCACAGAUUAAAAACGUAUAAACAUAUUUAAAAAUUAUACAAAAAAAAGGUUCUGCACACUAUAAAUAAUGCUCACCUCUAGAUAUUGUGCUAAUAGGCACAACACUAUCACAUCACCUGUAUAGGCGAAUGAAAUGGUCGGUGCCACAAAUUGUUGGAUCCUCAGUCUGAGAGCCAGUCAUCAGGAGGAGGUAUCAGGAUUGAUGUAAUUGAUCUUGAGGAAGAUCAGCACUAAGUCGAGAACAUCUGAAGACUCAUCCCAAGACAAUUUGGGGUCAGACGUAUUUGGGUCUCUGAUAUGACGCAUUUCAGCGUUCUGGAUCCUUUUUCACUUCUUUUUCUGGGCUAAAACAGUCUCUGUAAAACUUGAAAAAGUAGCCCAGAAUGCGCCGUAUCAUAGAUAACCAAGUCCGAUACCAUAUGGUCUUCGAUUGCAUCUUGAGAUGUUCUUGACUUGGUGCUGAUCUUCACAAUCAAGCACAUCCCUCAGAGAAUUUCACUAUUUUGCUGUUAUGGCUGCUUAACUGCAGGCUAGGUUCUUGCAGGUAACCUAUAUCCAUCACCACAUUUGAGCUGGCUAUACAUUUUAAAUAGCUGUGUGACCCCCAACUUCCCCAUAUUCACCUGCAUGCUGGGCUUGGCUGAGUGUGCAUGUGUACUCAAUAGGAAGAUGGGAGUAAAGCUGGAUUUACACUAGCCAACUGAGUGGCCGAUUGUCAGAAAGGAAGCGUUCCUUCCCGACAGUUGGCCACUCGUUCAGUGAAGGAGACAACGCAUUUACAUGUAACUGUCUCCUUACCUGUAUGAGGACGAGGGAUCAUACUCGUACAAAAUCAUGGUUUCUGAGCAGCAGAUCACUAUUUAGACAGCACAAUCUGCUGCCCAGAAGCCAUGACUGGUGGUGCCUGCAUGAACGACAGGAUCGCCGAUGAAUGAGCGUUUUCGCGGGAACGGUCGUUCCCGGUAAUCUGUCUAAUUCUCGGGCCAUGUAAAUGCAGCUUAAGGAGCUGCUAGACACCUCUGUUGGCAGUUUAUCUCCCUUUUAGGACAAAAAUUAAACAUGCAUGACCCUUCUUUCCCUGACAUCUGCUAUUGGGGGAGAGUCAGGACACCGCUAUACACAUUAAAUGGUUGCCAUCUUGCCAAAAUCACCAGGUUUGGCCUACUUUCAGCUAAUGUGUAUAGCCACGUGUACUUGGGAACAUUGGGACAGAUUUACUGACCCGGUGGGUGGUGAUUUGGGAGCAGGCUAUGAUAUUGUUAGAGGUUACAACACGAGCCGGGGCAUUAAUUGCAUAGGAGUAUCACAAUUGCAGGCUUUGAGCUUAUUACUUUAAGUAUAGUUAACACUGUAACACAAAGGAAGCAUUUUUACCCAUACAUUUAUUUAGCGUUUUUAGUAGUUCUUGGCAUGUAGUUUCAAACUUCAGCUUAAUUUUCACAGGAUGGGCAGCUGGCGCCCUGUUACAUGGACCUGCUCCAGUUCGGAAAAAUACCCUUUACAUUGUUGACUUCUUGUUUAUCCCAUCUAGCUCUAAUGACGACUUAUCUGACCUGUGCAUACCCGGCCUCCGUUUUUGUUUAGCUGCUACUAAAGGAAAUAGAACCACCCUGCCAGUCUGGCUGUGAGCCAUCACCGUAAACCAGGCUUGUAAGAGUACGCUGUACUCUGCCUGUACUUGAAGUAACAAUACACCAAAUGUCACAGUUAAGUGUGGCUUUUAGAGAGCCGCCUGAUUUGUCUAGAUCUAUGCUUUGCAUGUAAAUACCUAAGGGUGCCUUCAGAUGCAGCAGAUUUUGUGGCAGAAAAUUCUGUGACCGAAAUCAGUUCCGUUCACCUUUUGCAGCUUGCAGAUAUCCAUGUGCUUGCAGAUGGAACAGAUUUUAUUUCUGCCACAAAAUGUGCUGAGAGAAGGCACCCUAAAUCUCUUUUCACCUCUACGUUCUAACUUCCUUUGCAUAUGCCAUUAUAUUUUACAGAAAAAGCUACUUGCAGUACUAUAUUUUUGCUGGCUAAAUGAUGGACACAGUGACACCCCAUUAUAAAUCAAGGGGGUCUUUUGGGAGCUGUCAGUAUCCAUCUUGUUACAGAUGCGUCACAGCUUGAAUUCAGAUUUUUCUGCAUCUGUGGCAGAACAAACAGUCGUGUCUCUAAGAGUAGACAUGAAGAUCAUUACAGAACUCUCUGCUCAACCAUACAAUUAUCUACAGACCUUUCUUAAAGGAGUUUUCCGAAAUUUUGAUACUGAUGACCUGUCUUCAGGAUAGGUCAUCAGUAUCAGAUCAAUGGGGGUCUAACACUCGGGACCUCAGCUGUUUGAGUAGGCACUGGUGCUCCUGUGAGUGCCUUGGCCUUCUCACAGCUUACCAAGCGCAGUGCUAUACAUAGUAUAGCGCCGAUGUUUGGUAUCGCGCUCAGCCCCUUUCACUCUGAUAACUGUACUGUACCUGUAAUGAGCUGCCAUUUCCAUUGAAUGACGGUGAGCAGAGAUCUUUAAGGGGUUUUUCCAGGCAUUUUGUCUAAUUACUGUAUGGUGCCAACCUGGAGAAGGAAGCCCUUUCACAUAGCAAUUACCAUGCCUAUUCCACCCAGUUCCAAACCGGAUGUUGCCCCUUCCUUUCCUGUUGAACAGCAUUAUGGUCAUGAACUCGCAGUGCGCCAGUGCAGGGGGAGAGAGGGAGGCCAAGUGCUAUGUAAAAGAGAGGUUCCCUUCAUGGGUUGGCACCAUUUGGUAAUUAGGCAAAAUGCCCGAUGAACCCCUUAAACAGUUUUGAGGAGUUGAAGUAAAACAUAUUGUGAAAACUUUCUCUUCAUUAUACAAGAAUAACCUUUCGGUGCUAAAACCGAAAUACUCUGAGUUGUAUGAUCUUGUGUUGAGAUGAGUCCAUGCUAAGGGAGCAAAGUGAUAAAAUGUGCAAAUGUCAAUGACUUUGAACUUUGCUCUUAACAGAAUGUAAGUGAACUUUGAUCAUGUAGGUUAAUAAUUGUCAUCUGCUAGAACACACUGUACAAAGCUUAUAAAGCAUUGUAUAUUGGGGUUGUCAUGUAAUGUAGUAAGCCCAUCAAAUGACGUGUAUUUACGCCUGCAGUGUUUACUGUCCCCUGGGUGGUUCUUUGAUAGUGAUUUCCUGAACGACUGUUGACUGUAUAUGUCUGGGGCAGUCAUCUCACAUCUCUGCAUGGACAUUUUAAAACAUCCUUGCAGACAUAACAGCAAUCAGUAACAGCUAUACUUCCAACAGAGAAGGUAGGGAUGUUUUUUCACCAUCCACUCCUUCCCCAUUGCUCUAUACACAGCGCUCAACAAGCACUGUAUAUAGAGAUCAGGAGGUAAAGAUGCCAUUCCUGCUCCCUGCCAGCGGCCAUGUAUUCGCUGGUGGCUGGGAGUCUGCAGGAGCUGCUAGAUCUUACCAGACCCAGACCAGCUUUGCAGUGAGGUUGUAUGCCCAUGUACAACCUCUGUGGGGGCUGUAUUCCCCCUGUAACCAGGAUUAAUAGGUCAGCCCUAGUUACAGGAGAAAUCAGCAAUUAAUUAAAAAAUAAAAUGUAAUGUUAAAUGUCCCCCAAAGAUCUAGUCUGACCUGAUGGUGGGGCACAAAGUGUAAAAUAAUAUUUUUUUUUAACAUUUUAAUGAGAAAAAUAAUCACAGCUUCUAGCCCAGUUCUUGGCUACCAUAACCUAAACAUUCCUAAUAUCAAAAUGACCUUUAUGAAAAGAAGACAUUCAUAAAAAAAAUAUAUAAACAUUUGUUGCAUGUUGUGCCAUUAGCAAAAAAUAUAAAAGUAAGAACAGACUUUUUUACCUUUUUACAAAAAUUCCUGGUUUAUAAAAAAAUUUACAAAAAAUAAUGAAAUAAAAAUGACAGCACCAUGUAUCACUGGAAAAAGAAAUUAUUUACAAAACAGAAUGGGAAAGUUAAAGCUUUCAAAGAUGCAUGUGCUAAAAAACAAAUGGAAAAUGCAUCUUGCCAGGAAUGGAGGGGGGGGGGGGGUGAUAAAUGGCCCAAGUCUUGAAUUAAAGAUAGUUUAGGUGACCUAGAUCAGAGCCACAUGUUUAUCUAGACGUCUUCAGGACACAAGGGUACGGUGUGUGUAUGGGCGCAUCUAAUGUUCUCUCAGAAGUCACAAUUGUGCUACACAUUUAAGGGGGAAAGCCACCAGUCCAUUCUCUAUUAUUGCAUCACAUAAUACAGAGAUGGUAAAGAUGGGUUUGUCAUUUUAUUCUAUAAUGCAGUACAUGAUAAGUCAUAGUUUAACACUUUUAGAAAUACAGAAAAAACCUAUUCUGGCUGCCCAGUAUAUGCAUAUAUACAGUGCAUGCUCUUUUCACACUACCAUCAUCUGCUCAUAUUGUAUCCAUGACGCUAGAGUUUUCAAACGAGUUUCAAUGAAUCCUGACAUAUUCCAUUGUAUUAUAUUGCUGUCUGCAAAGUUUCUAUCUGUUUUAUUACAUCAUGAAUUAUGCUGACCAGGCUUCAUGAAAAAGACAGCAAACUCAGUGCAGGUGUGAACAGAGCUUUAGUUGCAGCAUGCUACAUCUGCGUGUGUAAACCAUAUAGCUGCUAGUUUCCUGAAGACUUUAGGAAACGUCCCUCAGGUUUUCCCCCAUUCCCAUUAGAAACCAACAACCAUUUCAGGAUCUUUUGCUUUAUGAUUUUUCUUCCAUCGUUGGUGGCAGAUAUACAAGGGUGCUUUCACUGGCCACAUUCUCACAGGUCCAUUAUUUCGAGGCAGGAAACACCUGGCGUACAUUCUGCUCCAGAAUAGGAACUGAAAUAUCCUGUUAUAAUGGCAGAAAACAAUUCCCAACAUUUAUUAGCACAUGAACUGAAACCCUAGUAAUGUAUGUUAUAGCAGCUCACAAUUCUAGCCACAGGAGAAUCUGUUCACGAGGAAGUUUCACAGUUUGUUUUAACCUAAUUUCAGGAAUGUUUAGCAUUAAUAUUUAGUAAUGUCGUAAGGAGAUCUGCCUUGUAAGUGUAUUAUCUCACCUUAUGUUAAGAUAUUUAUUUCUUAUUGGGGGAGGGAGACCUGUGGUGGUCUUUGUUUUUAUCUAAACCCCAGUUUAUAUAAGAAAGCCCUUGUAAACCCAUACAGAUUUCCUGUCUGAGUCCCAGGAGCACAUUACUUGCAGUAUGUUUUGGUACUUACUAGACUGGGACUGACCAUACACUAGAUUGCAGUCGGCCAAGUGUGCAUGUGUUCUCAAUAGGCAGAAGUGAGUAAGGCUACUUUCACACUAGCGUUUUGGCUUUCCGUUCAGGGAUCUCGCAAGCGGUCCAGACCGGAUCAGUUUUGCCCUAAUGCAUU
Bufo gargarizans (Asiatic toad) is the source of this 11912-nucleotide messenger RNA. RefSeq names its product furin, paired basic amino acid cleaving enzyme (gene FURIN). The transcript has 16 exons. Lineage: Eukaryota; Metazoa; Chordata; Amphibia; Anura; Bufonidae. Gene Ontology annotation, biological process: peptide hormone processing. Gene Ontology annotation, molecular function: serine-type endopeptidase activity. The record is from RefSeq and is a predicted model, not a curated record. Gene Ontology annotation, cellular component: Golgi membrane; trans-Golgi network. Bases 1759 to 4116 code for a protein of 785 amino acids.